Messenger RNA from Dromiciops gliroides (monito del monte), 430 nucleotides. It is a transcript of the gene SNRPF, whose product is annotated as small nuclear ribonucleoprotein polypeptide F. The transcript has 4 exons. The record is from RefSeq and is a predicted model, not a curated record. Gene Ontology annotation, cellular component: catalytic step 2 spliceosome; U1 snRNP. Gene Ontology annotation, biological process: spliceosomal snRNP assembly; mRNA splicing, via spliceosome. Gene Ontology annotation, molecular function: RNA binding. NCBI's taxonomy places the organism in Eukaryota, Metazoa, Chordata, Mammalia, Microbiotheria, Microbiotheriidae. The coding region runs from base 127 to 387 and encodes 86 amino acids.
GUGGGAGGUGGAGGCAGGGGCGGCGGCGGCGGCAGCGGCGGCAGCGGCGGCAGCGGCGGCUCGCUUCACGUGGGAGCAGGAGACUCGGCGGCGGCAGGCGGCCCGUGGCGUUCUUCGGUGAUCACGAUGAGUUUACCCCUGAACCCCAAACCGUUCCUGAACGGACUGACAGGGAAACCAGUGAUGGUGAAGCUUAAGUGGGGAAUGGAGUACAAAGGUUACCUGGUGUCUGUGGAUGGCUACAUGAACAUGCAACUUGCAAAUACAGAAGAAUACAUAGAUGGGGCAUUGUCUGGACACCUUGGUGAAGUUUUAAUAAGGUGCAAUAAUGUCCUUUAUAUCAGAGGUGUUGAAGAAGAAGAAGAAGAUGGUGAAAUGAGAGAAUAGCAUCUUUUCUGGGGUGGGGGUUGGGUGGGGAUUUCUUUUGUAU